Molecule: messenger RNA, 3350 nt
Organism: Ruditapes philippinarum (Manila clam)
Lineage: Eukaryota; Metazoa; Mollusca; Bivalvia; Venerida; Veneridae
Exons: 5
Coding region: 88-852 (254 amino acids)
Source: RefSeq, a predicted model, not a curated record
CACAGUUGUUGGUUAUAUGACAUGGAUCUACUUGUAAGGUAUUCAUUAUCGCUUUGGAUUUAAUAACAGCAGAGGCAGCAAUAAAAUAUGGCUUCUACAAAUAAAGACUUAACUGAAUGUGUUGAAACAGACAACGCAAGUCUUCUCUAUAUUAGAGAAGAUGAAACGCGCGAGUCAGUGAGAAACAUUGCUUGCUUUGAAAAAACAUAUAAAGUGUGUUUUCCGCCGGAAAGGUCUCAAGUGCAGUCUACAUUAAAUUGUAUCAGUAGCCAAAAUCAAGGUUUCGAGCUUUAUCAAUGUUCUCAAAAUCUUAAUGACCAAGGUUCUGGGUCAGAUUCUGCUGAAGAAGAACAUAACCCUUAUGGCUCCCCAGAAGCAAUUGCUCCGUCAGGAAAACCAAAGGCAAAAAAUUCUAUUCGACGAAGACCUGACUGUGAUUACAAUGCGAUGGCAGCAUACACUGGACAAAAACGACCUGUUAUUAUGGCAAACGAGAAUAUAAGACAGCAGGGAAGUGGACCAUAUGUAAACGAAGAAACAUGCAUUGAAGGAACUCUUGCCUUAUCCGGAUCCUCUAUACAAAAGUCAUCAAUCCGUGGUGAAGAUAAGUUUGAGGAUGUUAAUAUGCGUCUAGCAACCUUCUUUGAUAAACGGGUAGAUUGGCCACAUACAAAUCCAACUGCUGAAAUGAUGGCCAGUGCAGGUCUCAUUUUCAAAGGUGUAUAUACUGUGAACGGAACGACAGUUAAUGAUAUGGUUGAAUGCUACAAAUGUGGAGGGAGGCUUUAUGGAUUUACAGAAGCGGAUGACCCCGCAGAGGAACACAGAACACAUUAUCCAAGUUGUAAAUGAAGAAGGUCUGUCGCUCAAUUAACAGGAAAUAUAAGUUAAAGAUAAAAUAACAUUAGCCUAAAAAGUCAUCUAAAUAACUUGAAAAGUCAUAUUCAUGUGGGAAGUACAGAGUGGAAUGUUAUAAAUCUCCAUAAGUAAAUGUAUUAAAAUCAAACGCUGUGAAAAAAAGAAGUGCUAAAGCAGAUGAAAAUCACUAUCGUUGUUUUCAUGAAGAUGUAAUUACAUAUCAGCAAUCAAACACUCACAAGUAUGAUAUUAUGAGCUAAAAUAUCUGCAAACUAUGAUUACACCUCUAUGAUAAAAUAAUACAGUUUUAACAGAAUGUUUACAAUGCAUUUUUCGUCAUACAAAAAAAUAAUUUGUUUGAAAUGUACUGUUUAGAUGCAAGGUCAUAUCUUUUAAUUCUUAACCAAGUUUCGUUUCCAUUUUUUUUCUUCAGAUUUUCCAAAACCUUUAUUUUUAGCCAAUUACAUUGUAAAAUCUAAUUAGCUAUUGUCAUGUUUAUUGUUUAUUUAAACAUAAUCCAAAUUCGGUAAUUUGGAAGCAGCACUAUUCUUUGUAUUAAUGUAAUUAUGUAGAUGAGACAAACUAUAUAACUCCACCGACGAAAUUAUAUUUCACCUGGUGUAUUCAUUUUACAUGACACAUGAGAUAUUUGGUAUCCCGCUGGUUCAAAAAGAAAUUAGUCCAACAGGGUAGGUGUGAAAAUGUGAUCUGUUUAAAUUAACUUUUGUAUAUUUCGUCAAUAUUCUAUCAUCAUUUUUUUCUGUUGAUUGUGUUUGAAAAUGUUUAUAACAUGACAGUCUCAAAAGUUAUGAUUGUGGGAAAUUCUUCACCAGUCAUUUGUCUUUGAGAAAUGACACUCUUGUAGAAGUCGAUUUUGUUAUGAUAGAGAAAUAAGUUGAAACAUAACCUUGAGUGAAUUCGAUUUUAACUUUCUACUUUAGUUUCGGUGUUUAACCGGCCAUUUUUGAUUAACGCUAUACAGCAGUGUUCAUUGCAUAGAGCGGCGUGUUCGUCGCAAAGAAAAACAUAAAACUUGCAUAGAAAUGUUCUACGCAUCUUUUUAUCGGUCAAAUGAAUUUAUAACUAUAUGGGACACUUGCGAUUAGUACAGAGAAAAGAAAGGAAUAUCACGAUAAAGGCAAAUGUUGCAUUAAAUGGUUAAGAAUGUGAAAUAAUUUCCAUAAAGUUAACAUGACAGAUGCCUGAUCAAACAGCGGAUGUGUUUGAAAAUUUAUUUAAAAUGAUUUUUUAUGCAAAAUUGAAAAUUGAAUAUGGUAGAAUUGUACGUAUGUUCAACUUAACUGGUUCAUCUGGAAACGGUAAAGAAAUCGCAAACAAGCAAUCGAACAGAUGUUCUUGACUAAGUGAACUUUACAAAAUUGAGCGUUGUUUUUUUGCGCGUGAAUACUAGCACUUGCUUAUUGUUCCAGAUCCCACAUUUUUCAGUUAAAGUUUGUAAGUCAUAAAAUACCAUAACCAUAAUCUGUUCUUCAGCUGCAGUAAGAGAAUAUGUUACUAAAAGUAAAAAUAAUUCCACGUACUAAAUCAUAAAUGAGAACCAUCUGUACGUAAAUAUAAAUAAGAGUUCAAUAGAAAUGCGGAUAUUAAGUAAAAAUACAAUUUAUCACAUAUUUAACAUUCAGAAUAAACACGCUUAAAGGCCAAGUAUCAAAGUCGGCAGAUGGUUGUCUUUUCAAUUAAGAAGGUCGUGUUCACAUCGGCGUGACUUACAUGCGUUAGUCGUGUGCCGUUAACCAAUAGACUCGAAUAAUUUGUAAAAAGUGGCAAAGUAUACGUACACUCGCUUAACUACCAUAAUCGUUUUAUAUGUUUUAUAUUUUUCAAAAGAGAAUCUUUGGUUAAUACAUUUUAUGGCAACUGAUUACUGUGCAUGGCAUACAAAAGAUCAUUCUCUUGAUGUAUUUUCAUUUUUUAAUUAGCAAAUCAAAUUCUGAAUUAAUAUGCUGCUAAAUUUGUAUUGUUAUUUAAUUAUCAAAUUAAAACAUAGUUGACCAUUCGAACAGUAGCUGUUGCUCAUAUCACAUAAUAUUUACUGGAAAAUAGAAUUCAAAUUAGACUUUUUAAAACUAUUUUGAUAUAAUAUUUAUUAUAAAAUUAAAAUCCAAUGUGUUUCAUUUAUAAUAAAUGCUAUAACAUAUUCAAAUUUAGAAAUUCAUAGCAAUGGCUGUGGCGACAUCGAGAGUGAGAUUUAUAAUUAUAACUGUUUUACAUGUAUAACAAUUUCAUAUUUAUUUGGUAAGAUAAAUUAGCAAAGACGUAUUAUGUUCAGUGAUUUCCCCAGGCAUUGUACAUGUAUGUCACUUAGCUAUAGCUGGCGGGGUAAUACGGCAUCCUAUAAAAAUAAUAACAUGUUAAAAAGGAACCCAACUAGCUUUUUAAAAGCAAUAUGUUUUAUCGUUUUUUGGUAAAGAGUGUAACUAGACGUCAUAACCGUUAGGAAUCACGGUCAAUUUCCCAUACGUAAGCAUAUC